Tribolium madens (black flour beetle) is the source of this 2648-nucleotide messenger RNA. RefSeq names its product histone acetyltransferase KAT2A. Lineage: Eukaryota; Metazoa; Arthropoda; Insecta; Coleoptera; Tenebrionidae. Gene Ontology annotation, biological process: chromatin remodeling; positive regulation of transcription by RNA polymerase II. The transcript has 7 exons. Gene Ontology annotation, molecular function: protein binding; histone H3 acetyltransferase activity. Gene Ontology annotation, cellular component: histone acetyltransferase complex; nucleus. The record is from RefSeq and is a predicted model, not a curated record. Bases 165 to 2561 code for a protein of 798 amino acids.
CAAAGUGGUAGAUAAAGUGCUAUCAAUAAAUUUUUAUUUUUACAAAAAGUAUACAAUUAAAACAUAAUAAUAAUUUAUUAGGAAGGAUUUGAAUUAAUUAAUUUCAUUGUUACUUUCUACAAUUAGUAUCAAACCAGUUAGGAUCUUGUUUAAUAAACAAAAAUAUGUCAGAGCAGGGACAGUUUAGUAACAACAGCACUAAUUCUGAAGAAGGGGACGUUUCAGGGGCCCCUAUGAAUAAAAAUCAGACUCCCAAUCAAACACAAAAUGCAGCCUCAACUAAUAAGCAACCUGCCUCAAGACAGACUAAUUUGCAAAGGAUACAACAGAAAAAACAGGCCGUUUUGGCUUUUCCAUAUAAUAAAAAGUUGUUAAAGCUUGCCAUUUAUUCCAAAUGCCAGAGUGAAAACUGCAUUUGUACCGGUUGGAAAAAGACUGACCCCAACAUGCAAGAACCCACAUUCACCGAUCCCUGUCGUUGCGAGCAUCCUUUAGAAAUGCACAUUUCUCAUUUACGUAACAAAACUGAAGAGGAAUUAAACCGUCUCCUUCGUAUGGUGGUCGACAUCGACAACAUGGGCACUGCCAUGAGUCGAGAAGAAAACACUGAAACGAAAAAAGUUUACACUUACUUAUUCCAUUUAUUGCGUAAAUGUAUCCUAACCCUUGAUACACCCGUUGUCGAAAGCUCUCUUGGCCAGCCCCCAUUCGAAAAACCUUGCAUCCACAAGGCAAUAACAAACUUACUAGUUUACAAAUUCUCACAUUUGGCCCAACAAGAGUGGAAGACAAUGUAUGAAGUGGCCCGAAUUCUCCUCCACUGUUUGAACACUUGGGAGUUCCCGAGUCCAAGCAGCCAGAAGCACAUCGUAAGCCCGGAAGAAGCCACAGUUUACAAAAUGGAACACAUGCGAUGGCUUGUGUUUUGCAACGUACCGACAUUUUGCGACUCUUUAAAACAUUACGACACUACUAUGGUGUUUGGCAGGACUCUUCUUCGGGCUGUUUUUAAUUACAUGAGAAAGCAAAUAAUGGACCAGUUUAACCGAGAGAGAGACAAAAUGCCCCAAGAACGUCGAGUUAUGUUACUCACACAUUUUCCUCCCUUUUUGAAAACUUUAAACGAAGAAAUUUACGCGCAGGAUUCCCCGAUUUGGGACCCUGAGUUCAAACAAGGACCCCCACAACACUUCCAGAAUUUAUUUGAAUCGGGGAAAAACAAAAGUAGGGAAUUGAAAACCAAUCAAAUUUGCCUUCAUUAUUUUUUUUCAGCGAAUGCCAAGCGAGGACCGACUGAAUUACAGGAAAGAGAUGCGAAAUCGGGCAAAAGUGGGGAAACACCGAGUCGGGAGACUAAACGAAGGAGGGCACAGGAUGAUCAGUUUGAGGACAUUCCCACGGAGACUGUCGCACAAAUCAUUGCAACGAUUGAUGAUCCUAAUUAUAUGACCGGGCCUGAUCUGAUUUUUUCUGAGAAUGCACCUGCCACAGACGAGGCUCCCAAACUUUUAGAAAAACGAAAAGUAAUCGAAAUGCAUGUUAUUGGUAAUAGUUUAACUGAAACCGUUUCGAAACAGACAAUGUUGUGGUUUAUUGGUCUACAAAAUGUGUUUUCGCUUCAGUUACCCCGAAUGCCGAUCGAAUAUAUCACCCAAUUAUUAUUUGAUCCGAAACAUCGGACUAUUGCACUGAUAAAAGAAAAUCGUCCAAUCGGUGGUAUUUGUUUCAGACCUUUUGAAACUCAAGGUUUCACCGAAAUUGUUUUUUGUGCUGUUACUUUCAGCGAGCAAAUUAAAGGCUACGGCACUCACCUAAUGAACCAUCUUAAAGACUACCACAUUCGCAAAGGCAUUCUCCACUUUUUGACCUUCGCAGACGAGAACGCGAUUGGUUAUUUCGAACGUCAAGGCUUUUCCAAAGACAUCAAACUCAACCGGUCCAUUUAUCAAGGCUAUAUUAAAGACUACGAGGGUGCCACUCUCAUGCAUUGUGAAUUGAACCCCAAAAUCAUCUACACUGAAUUCACUUCAGUCGUGAGGAGGCAAAAGAAGUUCGUAAAACAGUUGAUUUAUCAACAGCAGAGGAACGUGUCAAAGGUCCACCCCGGGUUGACUUUCUUCAAAGAAGGAGUGAAAAACAUUCCAAUUGAGUCCAUUCCGGGGCUGCAGGAGACGGGGUGGAAGCCAGCCGCAAGGGCCACUCGGGGGGCCCAACAGCUGGAAGAGUCGCAGGAUAUUGAUGUGUUGGCUGAUAUGCUAAAAACUGUGCUCCAGGCGGUGAAGAGUCACGAAGACUCGUGGCCGUUUAGACUUCCGGUUGAUAAAAAUGACGUUCCGGAUUAUUAUGACCACAUCAAGUAUCCUAUGGAUUUGAAAACAAUGGCCGAUCGGCUGAAAUCAAGGUAUUACGUGUCGAGGCGAUUGUUUAUCGCUGAUAUGAUGCGAAUUUUCCGAAAUUGUAAAAUUUAUAAUUCUCCAGAGACGGAGUAUUAUCAGUGUGCUGUGAACUUGCAGCAGUACUUCCAGACGAAGAUGAAGGAAGUUGGUUUAUGGGACAAAUAAGAGAUUAAGAGAAAACCAAUAUAUUUAGUGUUUUAUACAUUACAUAAUAAAACGAGUAUGAAUAAUAAAAAUGACUAGUAAAAUUGA